This is a messenger RNA of Anopheles funestus (African malaria mosquito), 1003 nucleotides long. It is a transcript of the gene Sod2, whose product is annotated as superoxide dismutase [Mn], mitochondrial. The transcript has 4 exons. The record is from RefSeq and is a predicted model, not a curated record. Gene Ontology annotation, cellular component: mitochondrion. Gene Ontology annotation, molecular function: metal ion binding; superoxide dismutase activity. NCBI's taxonomy places the organism in Eukaryota, Metazoa, Arthropoda, Insecta, Diptera, Culicidae. The coding region runs from base 155 to 814 and encodes 219 amino acids. Gene Ontology annotation, biological process: superoxide metabolic process.
CAAAGUUAGAUAAUAAUAAAUUGGAAUAAUAUCAGGCUCGGAAGUGAUUGCCGGUCGUGGUAGCAGAUUGGGAUUUCACUAACGUUAUACCAAAACAAGUUAUUUUGUGCUUCGUGUGUGUAUUGUAAAGAACAUUCUCAACCUUGCGUUAAAAAUGUUGGCUGUUCGUGGGGCACUUUUUUCCACUGCAAAGAACUGCAGCGCUGUGUUGGGAUGUCGAAGCAAGCAUACUCUCCCGGACUUGCCGUACGAUUUCGGAGCACUCGAACCGGUCAUUUGCCGUGAAAUCAUGGAGCUUCAUCAUCAGAAGCAUCACAAUGCGUACGUCACGAAUCUGAAUGCUGCUGAGGAACAGCUGCAGGAUGCUGUAGCCAAGAAGGAUGUCUCGAAGAUCAUUCAGCUUGGCAACGCGAUCAAGUUUAACGGAGGUGGUCACAUCAAUCAUUCGAUCUUCUGGAAGAAUCUGUCUCCGGACCGUAGCGAUCCGUCCGCAGAUCUGCAAAAAGCACUGAAUCGUGAUUUCCAGAGCAUGGAUAAUUUCAAAAAGGAAAUGAAAGCUGCCGCAGUUGCUGUGCAAGGAUCUGGAUGGGCAUGGUUGGGUUACAAUAAGAAGACAAAACUGCUUCAAAUUGCCGCUUGCCCGAAUCAGGAUCCAUUGGAAGCAACCACCGGACUUGUCCCACUAUUGGGUAUCGAUGUGUGGGAGCACGCCUACUAUCUUCAGUACAAAAACCUAAGACCCAACUACGUUGAUGCCGUAUUCGACGUCGUCAACUGGAAGGAUGUCUCCGAGCGACUGGCAAAAGCCCAAUAAGAAUAACCGCCGCAGUACCUUGCGGCACAAUUCGAAUGAUCGAAACCGGAGAAUUGUACGUAUAAUGGAUGUUUUUAAAAACAAACGUAUCUACAACUAUGCGCAUGUUUUGUAGUGGAUCAAAAAGCCGGUAGCUAUUCGAAAUAAAUAUAUCAGCUUUAUCGCUCCCUAUGCCUUUACGAAAUGUAA